AAGUUAGGAGAUUAAAGUUUAUUUGAUAGAAAAUUCAAGUGUUCAAGCAAUCGUUGGGGUGUUUUAGCAAUUACGUCCAAUUGCGUCCAGAAAUGCAUGGCUAUUUUUUGUAAUGACGGCUUAAACUUUAGGGUUUGUUUUGACAAUGGGUUCCAGAAGCGGCGAUGAACAGUUAUCUGACGGUAGCCAAUCACCUUUGAAGAAGACAAAGCUGGAAGCGGAGGGCCAAGGCGGGGCUGAAGCAGUUGCCGCCGAUGAUGAGGCGGAAGAGCAACGCCCACACAUUUGCAACAAUUGGGAGAAUUGUGUUAUGCAAUGUGACGACCCAAAAAAAGAUAGACAAAUGCGAUUAUACACUCGCCAAUACCAUGAAUCCGGUGGUUUUGACGUCACCGACUUCCCGACUUUCGGAUUUAUCGGUAAACUAAUUCCUGUGGAUCUUAAUGAUUCGUAUUCGACGGGUAUCUGCACCAAGGCCCUUGAGUUGGCCAUUGAACAUCAUAACAAAAAGAAGAAUACAGACUUGGAACUUGUGAAAAUUGUGAAGUCAAAUAUGCAUCCAUUUAGCAGUUUUUUACAACCUUUGAGGCUAAAAGUAAGUCUAAAAACGAAGAUGCCAAAACCUAUCAGGCUAGCAUGUUUUACAAUAAGCUCAACGGCCGCUUUAUCGCUUACAUUUUCUGAGAGAAAGGUAGCUAGUUUGUCUCUUCCGAUUGAAUGAGUUUUUAUCCCACACAACGGAUAUGCCACGUCAUUUAUAUAACAAGCCAAUAAACAUUUGCGAUAGGGAAUAUUUAUUU
Molecule: messenger RNA, 800 nt
Organism: Mercurialis annua (annual mercury)
Lineage: Eukaryota; Viridiplantae; Streptophyta; Magnoliopsida; Malpighiales; Euphorbiaceae
Exons: 3
Coding region: 146-721 (191 amino acids)
Source: RefSeq, a predicted model, not a curated record